UUUACUUCGAAUGUGUGGUGUCCUGGGAAAUGAUUUGUAGCGCAGAUCUGCUGCAAGGGGUACAUCCAGACGAGGAUGCCCGAAAGAUCGUUCACCUUGGAAGAAGUCAGCAAACACAAUAAGAAGGAAGAUGCUUGGAUCGUAGUCAAUGGCAAGGUCUACGACAUAACAGCUCACAUCAUGAAUCAUCCAGGCUGGGAGUGUGCCUGCGGCAUAAGCACCGUGCUGGCAAUAAUGCGAGUGUUAGGCACUGACUGCUCAGAAGAGUUUGACGAGGUCCAUACGGCAGGGGGAGGCAAGAAGCAGCUCCCAGGGUUCUGCAUAGGCAGCCUCAAGAAGGACGACAAUGGUUGAGAAUUGCCAGCAGGCUGCGUGGGCAGGUUCUACUGCGAGUGUUGACUUCAGCAGUACAGUUUAGCUCAGAGGGAGAUGCAGGGACCCUCAAAGACAGGAUUUCCUGCAAGCUUAAGAGCGAAUACUGUUCCGACACCUUAACUAAGUUAAGUUAACUUGUUUGAUAUUCCGAGAGAGGGUCGCACUGUACACCAAGUGUACCAAUAUCUAUGAAAAGCAUGCCAGGUACAAGGGGCACAAUUGAUGAGGAUCCUACACAUGUGCCAAUCCAAUACCCGCGCUGCUACCGACAUGAACAUGGCUGUAAUCCGUUGUGUCCUUC
Molecule: messenger RNA, 676 nt
Organism: Coccomyxa subellipsoidea C-169
Lineage: Eukaryota; Viridiplantae; Chlorophyta; Trebouxiophyceae; Coccomyxaceae
Product: cytochrome b5
Exons: 2
Coding region: 76-354 (92 amino acids)
Cellular component (GO): membrane; intracellular membrane-bounded organelle
Molecular function (GO): heme binding
Source: RefSeq, a predicted model, not a curated record